Molecule: messenger RNA, 1392 nt
Organism: Gloeophyllum trabeum ATCC 11539
Lineage: Eukaryota; Fungi; Basidiomycota; Agaricomycetes; Gloeophyllales; Gloeophyllaceae
Exons: 6
Coding region: 1-1392 (463 amino acids)
Source: RefSeq, a predicted model, not a curated record
AUGAGCGAUCAGAGGCGGAGAAUCGAAGAUUCAGAGUCGCUGCGUCCACCUCGCUGGCGGAUGGGCAGGUUUGUCGUCUCGCUUCUCGCCAAGGCAAACUCUGCCAGAGCCUUACCUCAAGCGCUUCACGCCAACGACGCGAAAUUAUCCUCCUCAUCGACCACGCCCUCUGUCUCCACUGCCGCUCCACAGGCUAGUGGCUCCCCGUGGUCCACAGACGAUGUUUCCGACGGGCAAGAGCAUGACAUCGUCAAUCACCACACUGAGGGCGAGAACAAUCCCAAGGAUGUCUCCACGGACGAUAGUGCAGUCUCCUUGGGGAUUCUGGUGGAUGGGGUAGAAUCUGGUUCGACAGCGGAUGGUGCCAGCCUUCAGGUGUCUGUCACUCCAGCUGAAGUAGUGUCAGGAGCCCUGGUUGGAGUCGUUGCUCCCGCCGCGUUGGCGUAUGGGCAGCCUCAGUCUGGCGAAGAUGGCAACGUGGCCGCCGCCGCUAACACACCGCCUUUGACCGGAAGCGCGAAGGUAAACUCUACCGCCGCCCCGCCUCAAGUACCUACAGCCGGCAACGCCAAACUGUCCACCUCCACUGCUGUCACUAGUGGCUCCCCGUCGUCCGUCGGCCAUAUCUCCAAUGGCGAAGAAGCGAACGCCGCCGCCGAUUAUAGCAUUCGGGGAGAUGCAGAGCCCCACGGCAGUCCGAUGGCAAAGGGUGCAGAGGCUUCAGGCGAGCUGGACGAUGGAGUCGAGGAUAGAUCCCAAGUGGAAGGCACGAGCCUCCGGUCUACGACUCCUCUUGAAGACCUGUCGGAGGCCUAUGAUAGAGGAACAAAUGGCGGCUCGGCAGAGGAGAGUACUGCCAGUGAAGCUCCUGUCAGCGCGCCUGCACAUCGUUCAGAGGUGGCGGCAGAAAAUCGUUCACUCGCUGCUAUGACUCCGGCUGAAAUCGCCUUGGACGCUCUCGAUGAUGUCGUGUCCCAUGGUCCGCUUGCACCCUCUUCUGCCCUGUCUGUGGGAGAGAUGGACGGUACUUCUGCGGCGCCCAACGCUAACGUCAAGAAGAUUGACGAGCCAACUUAUCUCCAGGCGCCAAUGAAGGCCAAGGAUGCUCUCGAGAGCAUGAGCGAACGUCAAGGUUCUGCUAGUACAAUCCGAUGCGAUAGGGUCACUAGGUCGUCCAAGGUAAAGGCUGAGGAUCAUCAAAGUCUCAGUCGGGCUUCCGCUACCCCACCCAAAAAUAAAAGAAAAUAUCUUGGGGAAGACAAUGGGAGUUCUUGUACAACCAUGAGGGAGAACUCCACCGUUGGGCAUGAAUCGCCCUUGAAGGCAGAGCCGAGGAACGGACAAGCCGUGCCGUCUGUUAAGGCGAAGAGGAUGAAGACCGAGAAGCCCUGA